Molecule: messenger RNA, 372 nt
Organism: Fusarium graminearum PH-1
Lineage: Eukaryota; Fungi; Ascomycota; Sordariomycetes; Hypocreales; Nectriaceae
Exons: 2
Coding region: 1-372 (123 amino acids)
Source: RefSeq, a predicted model, not a curated record
AUGGCUUCAUCUACGUUCCACCCUUUCCCUCGACUUCCUCUCGAACUGCGACAGCAAAUCUGGAGAGAAGCCUGUUUCCUAUCAGGCCCAUUUCAGCGAGGCUUACAGUACCUUGAUAUCACGGAACAUAUCCGCCUACAUGAUAGACGGAGGCCUUUGGAGGCCUGCAAAGAGUCCAGAGAGGUUAUCAUAAAACACACGCACUUCGAAGAAUGGAUUCAGUUACAGAACCAAGCCAUCGAAGAAGGUCAUGGAUUGAUGGGUUACGCGGCCGAUUGGGAUAGUUGCGAAGCGGCCGGACACACCAACGCAAUUAAAGAGGGCAAUCAAGAGUGGCAUGUGCUUUUGUACCCGGCUCAUGACAUCGUUUAA